UAACAAGAAGAGUAACAACAAAAACAAUACGGUUCGGCAAUCUCAUGCUGAUGUAAACAAAAACAACCACAAAACAGAUGACAAGCGCAAUGGAAGCCACAACAAACUUUGACAGUUGGCAGUGUUUGAAAGUGACAGCAUAACAAAAAUCAAUAACGUUAAAAAGACUUGCGCAAUGCGCGCUGAGGAAAAUGCCAGCCAAGUUUUUGCACCACACGACAUAGAAAGCACACAAAAUUCUUCGCACGAUUCGAAACGCUUCUUAAAAAUUUAGUAAAACAUUAUAAUUAAUAAAGAAAUAUUAAUAAUAAAUUAUUGAAAUCAAAUUUCGAAAAUAAAGAGAGAGUUCAUGCUUGUCUGCGGUGUGCAGUGUUGAAAAUGUAAAACCAACUCUCGUGGCAGACAUGAAGAUGUUGUGAAACUUUUGUCGAAAAAAAAAGAAAUUUACUAAACUAUAUUUGAGGGAAUGUGGUAUAUAAAAUGAAUAAUAAUUCUCCUAAAUCAUUUCCAAUACAAAUGUAUAGUGAAAUAUGAAAGUUUUUGGUUUCGAAACGCACUGAAAUUUCGGGCAUUUUGGGGUGUGUAGUGCUUGAGCAGCAGCAGUGUUGCCUUUCCUUUAUCGAUUAAAACCGCGAAAGGUGUUGUUGGCUUUUUAUUUGAGGUGUCAACAACAGCCCUAAGUGAUUACGUGGAAGCCACUUUAAUGUGUGAAAUCAAAAUGGUAAAGAGAUAGUGAAAAUUAUAUUAAUAAUAUAGAAAAAAUCCAUAAUAAAGUUGUAUUAAUUAUAAGAAAGAUCAUAAAAUACAAUAUUUAUUGUUGUGCUGACAUGAAAAACUACAACAAAAGCAUUGCAAACAUUGUCUUAAAUCAAAAUUGACAUAUCGCUUAAAUUUCGUUGCUUGCGCGCCGCAAAGUAGACUAAACUAUUUGCAUUUGUGCUUUGCAACGAGUGUCUCUUACAACUACGUGUACAACAAUUUAGCAUUGACUCGUCUAUCUACUGAACAUUAUCAAGCACAUUUGUAUACCUUGAAAGUGCAUAGAAUUGUUAAAUAGCGGAAAUGGAAUCCGCUCAGGCAACAACUUAUGAACCGUUAGAAGGUCGCAGUGCCGGCAUACGCCACGAGCCCAUGGACAGCCCGGAGGCGGACGUACGUUCACCCAAAGAUCACAAACAUUCUGUGUAUAUAGCAUUGUUGGCCGCCGGUGUUGGCUUUGUGUUGCCCUAUAACAGUUUCAUCAUCGCCGCCGAUUACUGGCAGGCAAGGUUCCCCGGCCGCUCCGUGGCAUUGGAUAUGUCCAUGACGUAUAUAAUUGUCGCAUUCGCCACCGUUUUACUCAAUAACGUAUUCCUAUCGCUGGCGCCGUUUCGCGUGCGUAUUCUUUUCGGCUAUGUUGUGUCAUUUACUACACUCAUCUUUGUGGCCGUCUGCGAGGUGGCCUUUCAUAUGUUCGCCGCCAAUACGGCGUACUCGGUGAACUUAGCUGCUGUGUCGUUGGUAGCUAUCGGCUGUACAGUCCAACAAUCUAGUUUCUAUGGCUUCGCCAGCAUGCUACCAAAGCAGUACACCCAAGCGGUGAUGGCUGGCGAGAGCAUUGCUGGCUUUUUGGUAUCUUCCAAUCGUGUGGUCACAAAGCUAUUAAUACAAAAUGAUCGUCUAUCAACGGUGAUGUUCUUUCUCACAUCGACAUUGUAUGUGCUAGUCAGUUAUGCUAUGCAUUUAUUCACCAUAAAUUCACCGUUUGUGCGGUAUCACAUGAAAGCGUGUGCUAAGAUUGUGCUCCGACCGGAUGAAGAUCGACUGUUUCCUCUCUUACAGCAAAACGACCUUGAUGGGGACACGACCAUCGCCAAGUACGGUGUAUUAACGCUGGAGCCCACUUCGCCGCCAGCAAAUGCCACAAAUAAUACAACAGGCGCGCUGAGUUUCAGCAAUCCUGUUUAUGAGCUCUCAAAUCCGACGGCUGGUGAAAGUGUUAUUGAAGGCUUGAACAGCUUACCCGAUAUGCCAAGCACACCGCAAGAGCCCACCACGCCCACCACAGUGGCUUUUAAGGUGGAGCAUGUACUCACGCCUGGUACUUGUACGCCAGGCAAGUUGAGCGAUCUGAAGAAUGGCUUUGUCUCACGUUGGACCGUCGCGCAAGCUAUCUAUCCAUAUAUGGUGUGCAUUGCGUUGGCCUAUUGUGUCACACUCUCACUGUAUCCAGGCAUCGAAUCGGAGAUUAUCUCUUGCAGUCUCGGCACAUGGCUGCCAGUGCUGCUUAUGUUUACCUUCAACACGGCGGAUGUGAUUGGCAAAAUACUCGCUGCUGUGCCAUAUCCAUGGUCACGGCGACAGUUGAUUUUGAUGUCUGGCCUGCGUAUUGUAUUGGUACCGCUAUUGCUGUUAUGCUGUGCGCCGCGUCAUCAACCUGUCAUUUCCGGUGAGACAGCGGCUUUUAUCUUCACAAUCGGUUUGGGCGUUAGUAACGGUCUCGCUGGCAGUCUUCCAAUGAUGCUAGCGCCAGCCAAAGUACCCGGUACACUAAAAGAAGUGACCGGCAAUAUGAUGACACUCUCGUACAAUGUCGGUUUAACGGCAGGUUCGCUUAUCGGUUACGUUUUUGAAUCGAUGCUGGGCGCACAGCUCACCAAUCCAUGUCCGACUUACCCAUAUGCGCCGGCCUCCAUGUUAGAUCCUACUGGUGCGCAUGCGCAGCUCAUGAGCUCCACUAGCACGACCAGUACCGCAGCGCCCAUAUUGAAUACGACAGCCGUUGCUGCGGCGCUACUCACCACCACAGUUUCCACACUCUUGCCCACCACCGAGGCGAGUACAACUGCUUUGGCGGCCACCACAGCAGCGGCAGCUGUGACCACAACCAGCACAACUGUGGCGCCGCUCUUGCCCACUUUAAUAACACCGACUACCGCGUUCGUGACCUCUACAGCGGCGGCGAUCUUAAGUUCAGUAGCGGGUACCAUCGAUAAUGUCGUCUCGGCCGUGGUGAGCACUGUCUCAACGGCAGCUUUAGGCGAUUUGACCGGUGAGACGAGCAUAAGCACCACAGAUCCACAAACGCCAAUAGAGCUGAUGCAACAGAUCUAAAUUGUUUGCUGGGCGGCACUUGACUAGAUUGAAGUGGAGCGAGACUGAAAAGUGUUUUAGUGCAUAGACCAAGCGCUGAAGGUGUUUGGACUUUUUUAGCGUGUACCGUCACGAAAGACAUUAUAAUUUUCAAGACAGUGUGUAGAAGUGUUGUUCCGUCUGUUGCGCAUUUUGAAGUAUUGUAAAUAGCUGCUUUAUGUUUUUGUAUUCAAGCCGCAUAAUUUUUGGGUGUGUUGAACUUUCUUAUAUACAUAGACCUCGCUAUGUGUGCAUGACUAAAAUGGUAGGUGGUCGUGUUUAUAAAAUAAAACUAUUAUUCAUCACCCAAUUAAUUCCACAGAAAUCAAAGCAUGAAACGAAAUUGUUAACAACAAUAAGCGAUCAAAGGUUUUAAAAAAGAGAUAAUACAAUUAACUAAUACUUGCUGCUAACGGCAUGCCAUACUCAUACCAAAUACAUAAAUAAUAUACUCAUACAGUUAAUUAGCAUACAAACAUUCAUAAUUAGAUACUAACAUUUCCAAGUAACUGAAGUAAAAGAUUAGAUCAUGCGAUUAAAAAUGCGCGCUCGAAGGUAGGCUACAAGAAUUACAAAAAAUUUAAUAACUAAUCAACAUGUUUUUAUCAAAAACAGACUUCAGCGUUUGCCUACUUUAAGCGCCUACUUCUAACGCAAUUGUGAGCAUGUGGAAAGAAAUUUGCGCCGAAAGGUAGACUAAAAAUAUAUGAAAAUUUGCUGUGGCCGUUGCCUACCUUUAAGCGCCCAUUUUUUAACUAAACUCUGAGCGCUAGUAUUUCCAAAAUUUGCUUGUUUUGUUUCAUAUACUCAUAAAUAUCACCGUAAAUUUUACUCAGUUAAAAAUAAAAAUACAAAAACUUUAAUAUUAGAAUGAAACAGUAAGUCGCGUGCAAUUUAGAGAGAAUUACGUACAUAAAUUGUGGAAGAAAUGAAAACAAAACCUAUAAAACGCGUAUAACUCAUAAACUUCAAAGUGAAGUUGGUACUUAAGUGCAUGUAUUAGAAAACAGUGUGACGUAUACUUUUAGGCGUGUUACCAUGUUUUUCCAGAAUAACCAAAAAGGGCUGGUAGAAAUAUAAAUUCUUAAAAUUACAUGAGAUAUAUUUUUAAUAUUAUAUAUGCAUACAGAAUUACAUAUAUAAGAAUUCAAAGUGAAAAAAUAAGCCCACAAAAACAAAAAAUAAAGCAAAAGAAACCGAUUUGAAAUUAUAGCAAUCGGAUUUGCCGAUGACUAUGUCAUAAUAACUGAAAACAAAAAUUAUUUUAAAUUUGAAGAACAAAAAUUUACGAUUUCCGUUACUUACAAUUUCCUUUUUGUGCCUUAUUAUUGUAAUUGUUAAUCGCUUUCGUUUUUAUUGUUUAAAGAAAAAGGCCGCAAUGGGGUUCUAAAGUAUGCAACAUUAAGACAAAAGUGCUAUUAUAUAAACGAUUUCAUCAUCAUUUGGCUCUACAGCUGUUUGUGAGCUUUAGCCUGCUGAACAAUACACCUAUAGUCUCUCUCCAGUUUUCCAGUCGAAGUUUCUUCAGAUAUUUCGUUUAAUUCGGACUUCCAUUUUGGACUUCCUCUUGCUUUGCCGAUGAAUAUAUGACGAUAUAUGUCUCUAAAUUUCUUGGACUCACAACUGAUGUCUUUUUGGGGUGCGUAAGUAAUUUGGAAAAAUUUAAGUUCAUAGACCGAUUAUAAUUGAGUUGUAAAUUACGAUGAGCAUAACUUUCAUAGAAACAAAUGUACCGAGGAAUGGUUAGGAUAGGUUAGGUAUUGAGGCUGGUUUUCCAGAUAACAAACUACGGUUGUAGACCCCUCUUUUGUGAUACUAAAAAAGUACACAGCGGAGAUAUCUCGAACUCUCUUAUAUGAAUAGAACCGUACAUGUCGGCAAAGCGACGUGAGCCUCGAACCCUUUUGCUGAUUUCGAUUCCUGUUAAUUUGCUCGAAUGAGUUCAAAUAUGUACCUAUAUUAGUCUAGCGAAAGAAAAAAUAUCGAGAUAUUGUCUUAUUACCACCUUAUACCAACCUUUUCCUUCUACUACCGAUCAGUAUUCACCGAUACAUCGUAGUCCACAAUUAAAUGUAUGAAGACAAUGGUGACCCACCAGUUUCCAAUGUGAUGAUAUUUUUCAAGAUUUAUUGCAAGUCUUUCAGUUCUACGGAUUCCUACGGCUUUGGUGUCACUAAAAAACUCCAGGGUUUAUGAUGAAGUUGCUCCACAAAAAGCGAGAUUUGUCGGGUUUUAAGUAAUGAAAAGUUGUAGUUUAGAAAUGUUUGCAUUUGGGAUUAUUUUGCAAAAUAUGGGUGUUCUUUAAAAUGCUUAAUCCAGCUAUUGAACCUAAUGAAGUGGUGGCAAUGUCUUCUUCGAGAAAUUAGUAUAUAAUUUCAUUUAAGUGACAUUAUAUAUUCUCGAUAUAUUAUCUUCUUCUUCGAUAUAUAUUUUAGUAUUGCGAAUUUAUGAACCCCAUAAUGAACGCCCUAUAUCUUAUUAAUUACAUAUUGGAUUGGCUUGAAAACAUAACUAAAUUUUACAAAAAUCUUUAACUUUUUUAUGAAUUUCUUUAUCACUUUUAUCUUAUUUCACUAAAUUCUAUAAUUAUUUUAUAAUAUUAACUAAUAUUUUUGAAUAUAAAC
Molecule: messenger RNA, 5735 nt
Organism: Zeugodacus cucurbitae (melon fly)
Lineage: Eukaryota; Metazoa; Arthropoda; Insecta; Diptera; Tephritidae
Gene: Ent3
Product: equilibrative nucleoside transporter 4
Exons: 4
Coding region: 1063-3093 (676 amino acids)
Biological process (GO): nucleoside transmembrane transport
Cellular component (GO): plasma membrane
Molecular function (GO): monoamine transmembrane transporter activity; nucleoside transmembrane transporter activity
Source: RefSeq, a predicted model, not a curated record